AUGGACUCUAACCGACGCAGCGCGAUCUACUCUGUCCAAACCGGGCCCGACGGGAAGCCGCUGACCGGCGAACGUUCGGACGAGAAAGAAACUGGUGCUGACCCGGUGAAGAGCGGCAAGGUGCCGAACCCGAAGAAGAAAGAAGGUGCUGCGAAGGAAGCUGUGAAGGCUGUCAACCCUUUGCCUUCGAAGCGUUGCUAUGGAUGUCUGAAUCCUGCUCCUCCGGCCGGGCGCUUCUGCUUCAAGUGCGUUAACCGGAAAAGCUCGACUUCGAACAAGAUGUGCAACAACUAUUGCCCGUUGUACCGCAAGAUGGCGAAUAUCCGCCCGCACCCCGAUCUGAGCGAUCUGAGCGAUCACGAGCUGCUCAUGGCCGCCCUCAACAUGCAGCGGUGCGCGACGUGCUGGUGGAGCGACUGCGUGUACCGCCUCAGCUUCCUGAACGGCAAG
This is a messenger RNA of Mesorhabditis spiculigera, 450 nucleotides long. NCBI's taxonomy places the organism in Eukaryota, Metazoa, Nematoda, Chromadorea, Rhabditida, Rhabditidae. The record is from the annotation of a GenBank genome assembly.